Molecule: messenger RNA, 2835 nt
Organism: Cryptomeria japonica (Japanese cedar)
Lineage: Eukaryota; Viridiplantae; Streptophyta; Pinopsida; Cupressales; Cupressaceae
Product: glyoxysomal processing protease, glyoxysomal
Exons: 14
Coding region: 297-2705 (802 amino acids)
Biological process (GO): protein processing
Cellular component (GO): peroxisome
Molecular function (GO): serine-type endopeptidase activity
Source: RefSeq, a predicted model, not a curated record
AGGCUCACCCAAUGAUUGCCAAAAUAUAUAACAACAAACCCAAUAUUCCAUCAUUCGGAGAGCUCUCAAAUCCCGGCUAUUGGAGCUCCUCCACGUCUCUUGCCGCAGCUGCUUUCAUGCGGUGGGUCCACCCAUCGGUUCUUUGAUUGGAUGUAAUGGGGAAAAAAUGUAGGAAGCUAUAUCACUCAUAUAUUAUUCUCUGACCAGAGAUUAAUGCGGAGUAGAAAUUGGGAAGCAAAGAUUAUUGAAGAAGAGGAGCAUUUAGGAAGCAAAGAUAGUGAAGAAGAGGAGUAUAGAUGGAGGAGAGGCAGAGAAAGGAUGAUGGUCGCCGAGCAGCAGUCAUGGUGCGAGUGCACGGACCUGAUCCCAAGGGCAGAAAAAUGCGUAAACAUGCCUUCUAUCACUCCGAAUCUGGCGACACUACUCUUUCUGCCUCGGGGUUGUUGUUGCCCAGUUGCUCCAGCUGGUUAAAGAAUGUGAAAAAUUCAAAUGAACUGAUAGUUGUUACCUGUGCAUCCAUCAUUGAGCCUUUCCUGUCUUCACAGGAACGUGGUUUUACUGCACAGGGAACUCCAACACUGAUAUCUGGUGCAGAAAUUGAUGUUUUGACAGAGAUUUCCUCAAGUUCUGGUAACAGUGAUGUGGGCCAUCCUAACAGUAGUUAUGAACUUUCUUGGUUACCAGCUCAUCUUCUAGCUCUGGUGGAAGUACCAGAAGCUGCAGCUGCCUUGCAAGCAUUAUUGGAAGCUCAUGGGGGCACAUCUGAACAAAGUUCUUGGGAAGUAGGUUGGGCUUUAGCUCCAGCAGACAGUGGCACUCAAAUGUCUGGAGAUAUUUCUCAAAGUCGAAUAGAAAGGAAGCAGACAUCGAAGGAUGACAAAGAAAUUCAACACUUCAGCAAUGUUCAUCUGUCAGCAAGAAAUGGAUCAAGUCAUUCUAGCUCGGGCAUUGUGGCUAUGGCAACAACAAUAAUUGCAGUUCUUAUCGUGUCAUCUUCAGCGAACCUGAAGAUAAUGCCUGAAAUAAGCAUAUCGGAGCCUCGGAAGAGAGGAGAUUUUCUCUUAGUAAUAGGUUCUCCAUUUGGGGCCUUGUCUCCAUUGCAUUUCUAUAACAGCAUAUCAAUGGGCAUUGUUGCUAAUUCAUGGCCUCCAGCUUCUAGCCAGACAUCAUUAUUAAUGGCUGAUAUUCGCUGUCUUCCUGGAAUGGAAGGUAGCCCAGUUUUUAGUGACCUGGGCAACCUCGUUGGGAUCCUUACUAGACCUCUCCGACAGAGAGGUGGUGGUGCAGAAGUUCAGCUUGUGGUAACGUGGGAUGCUUUAGCACCAGCCUUAGGUGAACUGCAACUAAUGCAUCCAGAAAAAUUCAGAAUGCCAGAAAAAUUGCAAGUAGUGCACCAAGAAAAAGUCAGAAUGCUGGAAAAGAAUAUGCAUCUUUGUCCACCAGUUUGUGAGAAGGAGAACAAACAGUUCCAAUCUGUAGCUUGGAGCAGUGAGCAAGAAGGACUUCAAUGCUUUGCAUCCAAUUUUCCAAGUGCUUCUUCUGAGAUUGAUCGUGCCAUGGCAUCAAUUGUGCUUGUCACUGUUGGUGAUGGUGCGUGGGCAUCAGGUAUAGUAUUAAAUGAUAAUGGUCUUGUAUUAACUAAUGCUCAUCUUUUGGAGCCUUGGCGAUUUGGCAAAACACCUCCUUUAAAUAAGCAUGAAGAUGUUAGACAAAGAACAUUUGACAGAUAUUCAGAGAAAUCUAGGUCACAACCCUUGACUGGUGAAUGUACUGCUUGGGGAGAAAACCAAGUCAACAAUUUACCAUAUUCUGCGGCACCUCUAAAUGAACAUUGUGAUAAUGUUUUUUCUAGUGACCAACUUAUUACACAUUCAACAUUGGAUUUUAGUUACCGAAGCUACAGAAGGAUUCGGGUGAGGCUGGACCACAUGCAUCCUCGUUCUUGGUAUGAUGCCAGGGUUGUGUAUGUCUCUAAAGGACCUUUGGAUAUUGCACUAUUGCAGAUUAAUUUGGUUCCAAAUCAUCUAUGCCCUAUUGUUCCUGAAGAAAAAUGCCCAUAUCCAGGUUCUAAAGCAUUUGUAAUUGGACAUGGUCUUUUUGGGCCCCGUUCAGAUCUAUGUCCUUCUGUCAGUGCUGGGGUUGUGGCAAAAGUUGUUAAGACUAGAAAGCCAGCCAUAUCAGAAGAGUUCAGUGAGGAGUAUCCUGCAAUGCUCGAGACAACAGCCGCAGUACAUCCUGGUGGCAGUGGGGGUGUGGUAGUCAAUUCACAGGGAAGAAUGAUUGGGUUGGUGACAAGUAAUGCAAGGCAUAGUGGAGGAACAGUCAUCCCUCAUUUGAAUUUCAGCAUACCCUGUGCAGCACUCAAAUCAGUAUUUACAUUUGCUAAAGGGGACACAAAGGACCUGUCCAUAUUGUACAACAUUGAUAAGCCAAAUGAAUUACUAUCUGCCGUGUGGGCAUUGGUACCUCCAACACCUCCAAGGCCAUCACCAUCUCUGCCUUUUUUACCAGAUGUUUUGAAAGAUGAGAAAAGAUCCAGAGAUGGUGUGCAGAAAGGUUCUCGCUUUGCAAAAUUUGUAGCUGAAAAGGGUGCUGAGCUUGCUCUCAAGCAGGACAGGCACCAAAAGUUGGACAGGCGGCAUAGCUUAGAGGAAAUUCCAAUUAGAACCUCAAGGGCAGGUGAUUUUUUACAGAGUAGAUUAUGAUAUUGCAUAAAACAAAUGCAAUAAGCAUUUUGUAUUUCCUGUAUAAAAUAAUGAAAAUUAAUUUUAGAACCAUACAAAAUAAUUUGUAGGUUGAAAAUUUUGAAUGAGAACCAAGCUUGCUGUCGGCCAA